AAGACGACGGCCAGGUCUGGCCCGGCAUGCCUUGGGCUUCCGGUGACCUCUGGCCUUUUUCUGUCGUCCGCUCUUGCUGCCUAGCGUGCUUGUUCGCUCAGUGCUUUCCGUCCUUCCCUCCCUCCCGUUUUUCUUCGCACGCUGCCUGGUGACUGUGGCGCCCGUGAACAGCAAGGAGGCGGUGGCGGAGGACCCUCGUCAUGGCCGCCUCUAAGCCUGUGGAGGCGGCGGUGGUCGCAGCGGCUAUUCCCGGCUCCGGGAGUGGGGUGGGCGGCGGCAGUGCGACUGCGGGCCCAGGCACCGGGGGCCUGCCGCGAUGGCAGCUGGCGCUGGCGGUCGGGGCGCCCCUGCUGCUGGGCGCGGGUGCCAUGUACCUGUGGAGCCGGCAGCGGCGGCGCCGGGAGACCGGGGGCCGAGGCGACGCCAGCGGCCUGAAGCGCUACAGUGAACGGAAGACCCCGGAGGGCAGGGCCAGUCCGGCCCCGGGCAGCGGACACCCCGAGGGCCCCGGUACUCACCUGGAAAUGAACUCUCUUGAUAGAGCCCAAGCAGCCAAGAACAAAGGCAACAAAUAUUUUAAAGCAGGAAAAUAUGAACAGGCUAUUCAGUGCUAUACUGAGGCCAUCAGUUUGUGCCCUACAGAGAAGAAUGUUGACCUUUCCACGUUUUAUCAAAACAGAGCUGCUGCCUUUGAGCAGUUGCAAAAAUGGGAAGAGGUGGCACAAGAUUGUACAAAGGCUGUUGAACUUAAUCCCAAAUAUGUGAAAGCUCUCUUUAGACGUGCAAAAGCCCACGAGAAGCUAGACAAUAAGAAGGAAUGUUUAGAAGAUGUCACUGCUGUGUGUAUAUUAGAAGGGUUCCAAAAUCAGCAAAGCAUGCUGUUAGCUGAUAAAGUUCUUAAACUUCUUGGAAAAGAGAAAGCCAAAGAAAAAUAUAAGAAUCGUGAACCUCUGAUGCCAUCUCCACAGUUUAUCAAAUCUUACUUCAGUUCUUUCACGGAUGAUAUAAUUUCUCAGCCAAUGCUUAAAGGAGAGAAGUCUGAUGAAGAUAAAGACAAGGAAGGGGAGGCUUUAGAAGUAAAAGAAAACUCUGGAUACUUAAAGGCCAAACAGUAUAUGGAGGAAGAAAACUAUGAUAAAAUCAUAAGUGAAUGCUCAAAAGAAAUAGAUGCCCAAGGCAAAUACAUGGCAGAAGCAUUAUUACUACGAGCUACUUUCUACUUGCUUAUUGGUAAUGCCAACGCAGCCAAACCAGAUUUAGAUAAGGUCAUCAGCUUGAAAGAAGCUAAUGUGAAGCUUCGAGCAAAUGCUCUCAUCAAAAGAGGCAGCAUGUAUAUGCAACAGCAGCAGCCUUUGCUGUCUACUCAGGAUUUUAACAUGGCUGCCGACAUCGAUCCUCAGAAUGCAGAUGUUUAUCACCACCGAGGACAGCUGAAAAUACUGCUUGAUCAAGUUGAAGAAGCAGUAGCAGAUUUUGAUGAAUGUAUUAGAUUAAGACCUGAGUCUGCUCUGGCACAAGCUCAGAAAUGUUUUGCAUUGUAUCGCCAAGCAUAUACGGGAAACAAUUCUUCACAAAUCCAAGCAGCUAUGAAAGGUUUUGAAGAGGUCAUAAAGAAAUUUCCAAGGUGUGCUGAAGGCUAUGCAUUAUAUGCCCAGGCAUUAACAGAUCAACAACAGUUUGGUAAAGCUGAUGAAAUGUAUGAUAAAUGUAUUAAUUUGGAACCAGACAAUGCCACAACAUACGUUCAUAAAGGUUUACUUCAGCUUCAGUGGAAGCAAGAUCUGGAUAGAGGUUUGGAGCUUAUCAGCAAGGCUAUUGAAAUUGACAAUAAAUGUGAUUUUGCAUAUGAAACCAUGGGAACUAUUGAAGUACAAAGAGGAAACAUGGAGAAAGCCAUUGACAUGUUCAACAAAGCUAUUAACCUGGCCAAAUCAGAAAUGGAGAUGGCUCAUCUAUACUCACUCUGUGAUGCUGCCCAUGCCCAGACAGAAGUUGCAAAGAAAUAUGGAUUAAAACCACCGACAUUAUAAAAUACGGGGGAAGGAAAAUGACCCUCUUUUUAGGAGUUUACCCCCUCUUCAACUGAACCCUAAAGACACUGUCGUGAACUGCGUUGAAUGGUGGAGCUUAGUAUUUCUGUCUGUGCUGUUGUCAUUUGUUACAUCUGUUUCAUUUUUAGAUGUUGUGGGAGUGCCUGUUGAAGAAAGUUUGCAGUGUUGCAGCUUUUAUGCCCUGUGCAACAAAAGCUUAGAACCUGUUAAAGGGAUAUUAAAAUGAAGUUGCAAAGAGUACAAAUGAUAAUUGGCCAUGCAAAUAAAAAUUUUGAUUUGUUGAUCUGACUUUUUUUUUUGAGGGGGGUGGGAGGGUGACUGUGUUCUGGAUGAUCUUGUCUUUGUGUGUGCGUGCGUGUGUGUGUGUAUAAUAUAUGAGUAUUUUGCAGUUUUACAGCAUGUUGGUUUUUAAAUUAACAUAGUAAGUGCUGUAAAAUAAGAUUCUUUUAGAUUUGAUUAAUCCCUUUUAGUUAAUUUUUUUUUGAAGGAAACAGCUUAAGUGGGGAUUUCGUUUUUACGACAGCAAAAUUGAGACCCUUUUAACCACUGUCAGCAUGCACAAUGCCUCUGAUUCUGCAGAACGUUAGAUGCAGUGGCGACGCUUAAACCUUUGACCCCCUUCAACUAUAAUGGAUAAUGUACAUCGUUCUUAAAGUCUACAGCAGCUGGUUUUCAUAGAGUAAAUUAUGCAGAAGCAAGAUAUUCUAAUUGAUAUAUGUGCUAGAAGACUGAGAAUUAAUGGGAGAGCAGACCAGGCAAGAGGUAAGAUGAAAUGAAAAUGUAUUUAUAAUUGCCCAUGGCUAUUUUCUACAAUAGUUAUUACUAUUUAACAGUGUACUUUUUAAAGAAAAUGCAGGUUGGUUGUGUAUGUAAAGACAAAGUAAGUGUGAUAAGUAGUUAAUUAGCUUAAAAUUUCUAGUGAAGAAAAUGUGGCCUAACAGUUCAAAAAGGAUGAAAGUCGGGCUUCCCUGGUGGCGCAGUGGUUGAGAGUCUGCCUUGCCGAUGCAGGAGACGCGGGUUCGUGCCCCCGUCUGGGAAGAUCCCACGUGCCGCGGAGCGGCUGGGCCUGUGAGCCAUGGCCGCUGAGCCUGCGCUUCUGGAGCCUGUGCUCCGCAACGGGAGAGGCCCCAACAGUGAGAGGCCCGUGUACCACAAAAAAAAAAAAAAAGAAAAAGGAAAAAAAAAGGAUGAAAGUCUUAGAUCCAGAAGCAUAAUAUUUCCUGAAGUGACAAGUUUAAUGCUUCUUAACUAUGGCUACAUGUACUUAAGGGAUUUUGAGCCAGUAUUUUCAAAGAUGCUGAGGACACGUGGAGUGCAUUUUAGUUUUGAACUAACCUUGGUCUCUAAGGCCUGGCUGACUGACCGUGUCCACACUACACUAAGGUUUCUGACAGCAGAUUUUUAUUUUGUUUUGUUCAUUUUACCUUUACCUCACCCUCUUACUUAGAAAUCACUUUGUGUUUUUUCCAAUUGUUACUUUUAUAGAUCAUCCUUUUGCUUAUAUGCUGGAUUUUUCUGGUGGGGGUGGAGAGGUGUUCUUAAAGAGUCUCUUGUUUUGAGAUAUUCAGGGUGGGGAGAGGUUUACUUAAGUCUGAGUAUAAUAAAAAGAGCAAGCCUUCAGUUGUACUUUUCUGGAAAUGGAAUCUAAUUAGAGUUUACAUUGUUGGGAGUAAAUGAGCAUUUUACCCCUCUUUAAAAGGGUGCUUUAUCCUAUUGAAACCAAAAGGUUUUGUCAAAAUGCUGUCUUUUUAGAAGCUACUAGAAAUGACUCCCUUCCAAAGUCAGAGUCUGGAAAAUAUUGAAGGGGCAAUAAUUGGUGGGGGGCAGUUAACAUAAUUUAAGAUGGUUUGGAUAAUGGAAUGUUUGAGAGCUCUGCAUUUUAGUUUUUAAAUUAUGUACCUGCUAUAAGCCCCGAAUACAGAAAUGUUCUGUAUCUCUGAAUAACCUCUGACUUUAAAAAGAAGUUUUUAUUUGCAUGGCUGUAUUUACAUUAACACUGAUAUUUUCUUCUCUCUUCUCGCUUCCUAUCCCUUGGGGUUCAGUAGAAAACACACCAAGGAAACUGAAGCAUGUACCAUUCAGUACUAACAUUCCACAUCCUCAUGGACUAUUGCCUGUUCUGAAAAAUAUUUGAAACUGCACUGAAAGCUGCAUCUGUCUGUGUCUUUUCUAUUGUAAAUGAUCUCACGUGUAAAUUCACCAAAUAAAUAUUACAUUCAA
Molecule: messenger RNA, 4271 nt
Organism: Globicephala melas (long-finned pilot whale)
Lineage: Eukaryota; Metazoa; Chordata; Mammalia; Artiodactyla; Delphinidae
Gene: TOMM70
Product: translocase of outer mitochondrial membrane 70
Biological process (GO): protein insertion into mitochondrial inner membrane; protein import into mitochondrial matrix
Cellular component (GO): mitochondrial outer membrane
Molecular function (GO): protein binding; transmembrane protein transporter activity
Source: RefSeq, a predicted model, not a curated record